Messenger RNA from Carassius auratus (goldfish), 1609 nucleotides. Its product is annotated as hyaluronidase-3-like. The record is from RefSeq and is a predicted model, not a curated record. The transcript has 4 exons. Bases 57 to 1343 code for a protein of 428 amino acids. Gene Ontology annotation, molecular function: hyalurononglucosaminidase activity. Gene Ontology annotation, cellular component: acrosomal vesicle. NCBI's taxonomy places the organism in Eukaryota, Metazoa, Chordata, Actinopteri, Cypriniformes, Cyprinidae. Gene Ontology annotation, biological process: hyaluronan catabolic process; carbohydrate metabolic process.
AUGACACACAAUUUUGAAACAUUAACUGGCUGUCUGUCUCUGUGAGUGCUUCAGGAAUGCUUCUGAAAUCCUCUAUUCCCCAUCCAAUCCUCAUCUUUUCCCUGUCAGUCAUUUUGUCUCCCAUCAACCCUGUUCAGAAUAUGGUUGAGGGGGUGGAGUCUGAUAUCGGGAGGCGUGGCUUUUCAGUGAUCUGGAAUAUACCUACAGCUCGGUGUCAGCGUCGAUAUGGAGUCUCCCUGCCGCUGCAUCAGUUCAACAUCAUUCAUAACUCACAGCAGAGAUUUCAGGGUCAAAAUAUGAGCAUUUUUUAUCAGCGCCGUCUGGGUCUUUACCCCUACAUCAACCGUCAAGGCUCCAUGGUCAAUGGUGGCCUGCCUCAGCAAGGAUCCUUGUUGGCUCACCUCUCAUUGGCUGAGGCGCAGAUCAGUGAAGUGUUGAGACACAAGUUCAGUGGAUUAGCCGUGCUAGAUUGGGAAGCAUGGCAGCCCAUAUGGAUGUGGAACUUCGGGAAAAGAAUUGUGUAUAGGAAAAUGUCCAAAAUGCUGGUUAGGUGGAAAUAUGAAGAUAUGUCAGAGGAGGAAGUGAAAUCCAAAGCGAAGGCAGAGUUUGAAUUGGGAGCAAGAAAAUUUAUGGAAGAGACCCUGCGCCUUGGUGUUCGCCUCUGCCCAGAGGGAUUAUGGGGGUUUUAUGGGUUUCCCAGUUGCCAUAACAAUAAUGGUCAAGGCCAGAGCGGAUACACAGGGCAGUGCCACAGUGGAACAGAGAUUCUGAACGACAGACUGUCAUUUCUAUGGCAACACUCUACUGCCUUGUAUCCCAGCAUUUAUUUGUGGCGUAAACUGGCCGGACACCCACACGCUCAACUCAUGGUGAGACACCGUGUACUCGAGGCCCUCCGAGUUGCAUCCCAGCAUUCACCUGGCACUGAAAAACUUCCUGUAUUUCCCUAUGCCAGACUGGCGUUCUCACACACACUGGAAUUUCUGAACAAGACGGACUUGGAGCACACACUAGGUGAGAGUGCUGCUUUAGGGGCCGCUGGAGUCGUGUUAUGGGGCGAGCUGAGUUUUGCAAAGUCUAAGCUGCAGUGUGCUCUCUUGCGUGAUUACAUCAUCUCAGUAUUAGGAGAGUAUGUCGCCGCCCUGCAGGCUGGUGUGAGGACUUGCAGUAAAAGAAUGUGUAACAGCCAGGGACGCUGUGCUCGACGGGACCCUCACUCAGGUUACAUGAUCCCUCUACAUGGUACCCAUGAAGAUCUUCCUCUCAAUGACAUGAGGUCAAAGUUCAAGUGUCUCUGUUAUGAAGGAUGGAGAGGAGAACACUGCGAGCAAAGAUUGUCCUAAGAACAGAUGUGCUUUUCUGAUUUACAUUCAUUUUCAUUGUGGGAAUUAUUAAAACAUCUUUGUUGAAAAUGUUGUAAGCUAUUAACCAAAUCCACCAGCUACUUACUGUGUUGGUUUUGUGAAUCACAAGCAUUUGAAAAUCGGACAAAGACCAUGCUCGAGUGUAAAAAAUAGAAAAUCAAGAUUUUAUUUGUCACGUACAAGUUAUAUGACAUACAACAAGUAGUGAAAUCUAGGUCUGGCAUACUCUUUUUUUUUUUUUUUUU